Molecule: messenger RNA, 1239 nt
Organism: Cajanus cajan (pigeon pea)
Lineage: Eukaryota; Viridiplantae; Streptophyta; Magnoliopsida; Fabales; Fabaceae
Source: RefSeq, a predicted model, not a curated record
AUGCCUUUCGGCCUCAAAAAUGCCGGAGCCACUUACCAGCGUCUGAUGGACAAGGUAUUCCAGCAGCAAAUUGGAAGGAACAUGGAGGUGUACGUGGACGACAUGGUUGUCAAGACAUUGUCAGCUGAGGCUCAUGUCGCUGACUUGGCCGAGAAGCCGGAUCAUCACUCUGACCUCCUCCUCUAUCUAGCUGUGGCAGAGAGCGCCAUCAGCACGGUUAUCGUACAAGAACACCACAAAGUGCAAAUACCGAUUUACUUCAUCAGCCGAGUCCUUCAAGACAUGGAGAAACGAUAUCAAAUGAUCGAGAAGCUCGCACUAGCACUCGUCACCGCAGCUCGGCACCUCCAGCCUUACUUUCAAACUCACCAGGUGCUCGUCAAAACAAACUACCUGAUCAAGCAGAUCUUGAGAAAGUCGGAGCUCGCCAGACGAAUGAUAGCAUGGUCAGUAGAGCUGUCCGAGUUCGGCAUCAAAUAUGAAAGUCAUGGCCCCUUGAAAGCUCAAUACCUGGCAGAUUUUGUGGCUGAGCUCACCCCAACCUCGGCUGAAAAACAACAGGUAUGGACUUUACACGUCGAUGGAUCCUCCAAUUCUAAAGGUGGUGGUGCAAGUAUCAUUUUGGAGGGACCGAAUAAGGUCACCAUAGAGCAAUCUCUCAAAUUUGGCUUCAAGGUGACCAAUAACCAAGCGGAGUAUGAAGCGUUUCUGAAUGCCAGAGCCGAUCUCUUGUCCAAGCUCGCCAAUACAAAAUGCCCCGGGAAAUAUUGGACCAUCAUACAGGAGACUUUGAACUUGCCCAGCCUAGAUGACAAGGUUGUCAAAGCCAGUGACAGCGUAGAACGAGGAUGGAUGACAGGUAUUUGGAACUACUUAAAGGAAGGAACUCUAUUCGAAGAUAAAGACGAAGCUCGGAAGAUGAGGGUGAGGUCAGCCAAAUUCAUCAUCAUUGGCAACAAACUGUUCAAAUGUGGCAUCUCCACUCAUCUGUUGAAAUGCUUAGCAGAGUUCCAGACCACCUAUGUCAUCGAGGAGAUCCACCGGGGGAUCUGUGGAAUGCAUUAUGGGGCCCUCUCGAUGGCGACCAAGGUACUCCAGGCUGGGUACUACUGGCUCACACUGAAGUCAGAUUGCCAAGCUUACGUACAAAGGUGUAAGGAAUGUCAACAGUUCGGCAACGUACAUCGGCAACCACCUGAACAUCUCCACCAGAUGAUGUCACCGUGGCCUUUCGCCUAG